This is a messenger RNA of Leptidea sinapis, 1690 nucleotides long. RefSeq names its product guanine nucleotide exchange factor MSS4 homolog (gene strat). The record is from RefSeq and is a predicted model, not a curated record. Bases 447 to 752 code for a protein of 101 amino acids. Lineage: Eukaryota; Metazoa; Arthropoda; Insecta; Lepidoptera; Pieridae. Gene Ontology annotation, cellular component: membrane; cytosol. The transcript is spliced from 2 exons. Gene Ontology annotation, biological process: small GTPase-mediated signal transduction; post-Golgi vesicle-mediated transport. Gene Ontology annotation, molecular function: zinc ion binding; guanyl-nucleotide exchange factor activity.
AAUAAAAGACUUGGCUUCGGCCUUUCAUGCGAACCUAUAUGUAUAUGAAGAAAAUGAAACAUGAAGAACACGAAAUACUACUUUUAUGGGAAAUUGUACUAUUUAUGUUUGAAGAUGAAGAUUAUAUAAAUACUUAGCUUGACUUUGAACAAGCUGUGUAACGUAAAGAAUAGAAAAAUAAAAAUGAAGACUUGGCUGUAUGGGCUUUUGACCCCCUUGCCUGUCCAGAUGGACGAACAGAACCAAAAAAAAAAACUCUUUGAUUGUCUAAUGUGAUAAUGUCAGAAGUGAGAAGAGUAAAGACUAUAUUUUAAUACUAAUAUAAGAAUUAUAUUUUUUAUUGAAUUUUAGAAUAAUUUUCAUUUUUCUUCAUCCCUAAUUGUAGUAAUAGUUACUAAAGUAUAACAACCUUUGUUUUACAAUUUACCGCUCAAGUAAAUAUAAAGAUGUCAGCUGAUGUUGAGGUUAACAGCAUUGGCAAAGAACUAAUUGAAAAUGGAACAAACAAACUGGAGAAAGAUCUUCCAUUGAUGUUACAAGAUAAAUCAAAUUCUGGGGAAAUACAGACAGAAGCCAUAUAUGAGUUUUAUUAUGUGGAAAGUAUGUUUACAUUUUACAAAAUGGGGUUUACAAACACAGUAGACAACUUCAAAUAUCUCAGCUGUGCAGAUUGUGAUGCAGGCCCUGUGGGAUAUUAUGAUAUGAAUACUAAACAUAGUUUUCUGGCAUUAUCUAGAGUAAAUCAUGUAUAAGAUAUAUGAAAACACUAACAGUGUUACUAAAAAAUGAGAAGUAAAGUUAUUACAAAUUUAAGACUUUUUCUGUGCUAUUACAAAAAAGCUAAACAUGUGGUUAACAUUGUUUUAUAAAAGUUCUAUUACAAAUCUGUGUCUUUCUGUUGUUUAGUGUUCAACAAUCUUUAGACAUUGCUUAUAUUAUUAAGGUUUUUCAAACACAGAUCAUAUUCAUAUGGAUUUUUUUUAUGAAGAUUUAGCUUCUGUGAUGACAGUGCAAUUGUGUUCCAUUUCUUUAUUCUACCUGUACUGAAGAGCUUAUGUUGUCUUUAACAAUGUUUUAGAUACACACAAGCUAAACAAAAUUUUGUAAUAGACAAAGAUAAAUCCAUUUCAGAUGUCGUUAUUGUUAGGUCACUGUCUAACUAAACAUAUGUCUAAGCCAUGUUUAAAUUAGAUUUUUAUAUAAUAACACAGUUUGUCUUUAUCUAACCCUUGUCACAACAGAAUUAAAUGAAAGGGAGAAGCAAUUUUAAAUUUGGAGUAACUUUACAUUGUGUUUAUUAAUAAGAAUCUAAUCUAGUAUAGAUUCAGUUCUUUUGUAAGAUAAUAAAAUAACUCAAAAGGGUGUAAAAUAUCUGUAAAUUCCAAAGAGUGUUCAAAUGUACUUGUGAAUGUUCUUAUGAACAUGUAAGACAUAAUACUUUACAAUUUAAACUGAGAUUUUGGUUUAUUUCUUCUCAGGCUUUUAAAACCUUAAAAUUGUUCUGGUUAGAUCAUUUUCAAAACCACCAUUAAUAAAUGUCUAUUCGAAGUUUGAUCUCAAAGUGGGAAAAUGUAUUGAAUCAUCUGUCCUUAUGUGUAAAAUGUAAGCUUACAAUAGUAAAAUAUUUGAUUAUGUAAUGUAUUUUUAUUUUUUCAAAGGUAUAUUGAUAUAAAGUUAUAUAAGAUAUAAA